AUGGAUGUCGAUAAUCUAAAGGAUACUCAAACCGGUCACUUGGAGGUAUCUCCGAAGUCCAUACCGGCGGAAACUGGAUUUGAAGGACUCACAGCAGAGGAGACUAAGAGACUGGAGAAAAAGCUGGUUAGGAAAAUCGACCUACACCUCAUAUCAUCGCUAUGUCUUCUUUUCAUCUUCAACAUCCUUGAUCGUUCCAAUAUUGCCAAUGCUAGGCUAGGGGGUAUGCAAAGUGAUUUGGGUCUCACUGAUACACAGUAUCAAACUGCUGUUGCCAUAAUGUUUGUGGGCUACCUGCUCGGCCAGGUCCCAAGUAAUAUUAUUCUCACACGUAUCAAGCCAUCACGAUACAUACCCACUGCGAUCUUUAUAUGGGGUGGAAUAUCCAUGUGCGCAGCAGCGACCCAUAAUUUCACCGGGAUAAUGAUUGUUCGUGUUUUGCUGGGCUUUGCGGAAUCUCCUUUCUUCCCUGGUGCUCUUCUCUUGGUAAGCUCUUGGUAUAAACCACAGGAGAUCGCACCCCGCGUUGCGGUGAUGUAUUGUGGUAACACGAUUGCCAAUGGAUUUGGUGGAAUCCUUGCUGCUGGUAUUUUGAGUGGCUUAGAUGGUGCUGCAGGCUUGGCAGGAUGGAGGUGGCUAUUUAUCAUCGAAGGAGCUGGAACGAUGGUUGCAGGAAUUCUGGCCGUUCUACUUCUUCCAGAUUUUCCUCGUUCUGGUCAGCGCAAAUGGCUUUCAGAACAGGAACAGCGAUUUGCCGAGUGGCGGCUGGCUCAAGCUGCGAAUGAUGAGAUCGAUGAAAAUGGUCCUAUAAAAGAGGCCCUUGUUGAUGCAGUUACUGAUCCGAAGGCGUGGAUGCUUAUCGCCAUUCAGAUCUGUCAGCUUACAUCUCAAACGUGGACAUACUUUUUCCCGUCUAUUGUCAAGACUCUUGGCUUCAACAAUAUUGUCACCCUGUUGAUUACAGCGCCCGUAUAUGUGUUUGGCUUUUGUUCUUCGCUGGGCAAUUCCUUCAUUGCUCAAUAUACAGAUAAGCGCGCCGUCUUGAUUAUCUGGCCUCUCAUUAUCGAUAUCGUGGGAAAUAUAAUGGUAAUCUCAACAACCGCUACUGCGCCUCGAUAUAUUGGUAUGUUUCUGAUGUGCGCGGGUUCUUACUCGGCUUUCAAUGUUGUGCAGGCUUGGAUUGCGAGCACUGUACCACGUACCCGAACAAAGCGAGCUAUUGUCUACGCUAUGGUUAAUCUGUUCGGAAACUCGUCGAAUAUCUAUGGAUCGUACUUUUUCCCUACCUCAAGUGCGCCUCAAUAUCGGAUGGGUGGUAUCAUUCUGUCUUCCUAUCAUUCUCGCAGCUGUUUUGGGUUUGUGGUUAAAGGAAAUUGA
Messenger RNA from Penicillium pulvis, 1377 nucleotides. RefSeq lists its product as uncharacterized. Lineage: Eukaryota; Fungi; Ascomycota; Eurotiomycetes; Eurotiales; Aspergillaceae. Gene Ontology annotation, molecular function: transmembrane transporter activity. Gene Ontology annotation, biological process: transmembrane transport. The record is from RefSeq and is a predicted model, not a curated record. Gene Ontology annotation, cellular component: membrane. The coding region runs from base 1 to 1377 and encodes 458 amino acids. The transcript is spliced from 6 exons.